CUUGAAAUUUUAUUCUAUCAUCAAAGCAAAAUUUAGUAACCUAAAGUGGCCUGAAAUAUUUAUUAGCACAUGCCAUCAAUCGGGUAUAAAUAGUGUAAGAAUUUAGUGGUUUUUCAUUGUCUAGCCUAGUCUUCCAUAACCAUGUCCGUGAACAGCAAGAGACUAUGCUAUUUCUUCUACAUUUUGUCAUUUUUUCUUCAUACAACUACACCUUCAGAUGCCCAAGACCAGGGACAGAUUGGAUCAGGGUAUCAAGUAAUCUCGUCGGUCGUUGAUGGUUCCGGCCGGUCGCUGACUGCUCGGCUUCAAGUCAUCCAGAACUCUUCUGUUCUUGGACCAGACAUUGUGAAUCUGAGCCUUGUUGCCAGCUUUGAGAAUGGAGGCCGUUUGAGAGUAAAGAUCACAGAUGCAGAUAAGCAGAGAUGGGAAAUCCCAGAAGAGUUCAUACCCCGGAAAGCAGCAAAUUCUUCAUCUGCAUUACCAUUAUCGGAGGGAGAGAACACUACUGACGGAUUAUCCAUCACUCACCCGACCUCAGAUCUCGUUUUCAGUCUCUUCAACACCACCCCUUUCGGCUUCUCCGUCCACCGGAAAUCCUCAAAGGACAUCCUCUUCGAUGCAUCACCGACAACAAACGGAUCUAACAACGAAACGCUAUUGAUCUUCAAGGAUCAGUACCUACAGCUGUCGUCUUCACUGCCGUCCAACCGCUCGUCUCUGUACGGGAUCGGAGAGCACACGAAAGGAACGUUCAAGCUCCAGAGCCCUCAGACCUUGACGCUCUGGGCGGCUGAUAUCGCUAGCUUCAACCGCGACCUCAAUCUGUAUGGAUCCCACCCCUUUUACCUGGACCUCCGCUCGUCCGGAGCCGCCCAUGGCGUCUUGCUUCUCAAUAGCAACGGCAUGGACGUCGUCUACACCGGCGACAGGAUCACGUACAAGGCGAUCGGCGGUAUCCUCGACCUCUAUUUCUUCCCGGGUCCCACGCCGGAGCUGGUUUUGGAUCAGUACACCGAUCUCAUCGGCCGUCCUGCCCCUAUGCCUUACUGGUCUUUUGGAUUCCACCAGUGCCGUUAUGGUUACAAGGAUGUCGAUGACCUUGAAGGUGUAGUCGCUGGCUAUGCAAACGCCUCAAUACCACUUGAGGUUAUGUGGACGGAUAUUGAUUACAUGGAUGCCUACAAGGAUUUCACUUUGGAUCCAGUGAACUUCCCCGCUGAUAGGAUGAAAGCGUUUGUUGAUCGGCUUCAUAAGAAUUCCCAAAAAUAUGUUGUGAUUGUUGAUCCAGGGAUUGGUAUAAACGAGUCAUAUGGCACCUACAAGAGAGGGCUUGAAGCUGAUAUUUACAUCAAGCGUGGCGGUGUGCCUUAUCAAGGACAAGUUUGGCCAGGGAAUGUAUAUUUUCCUGACUUUGUAAACCCAGCCACCACAGCCUUUUGGAGUAGUGAGAUCAAUAUGUUCAGAGAGACCAUUCAAUUCGAUGGUCUUUGGAUUGACAUGAAUGAACCGUCAAAUUUCAUAACAUCUCCUUCCGAUUCAAAUUCCACCCUCGACAACCCUCCUUACCAGAUUAAUAACUCCGGAAACAAGAGGGCGAUCAACGAGAGGACUGUCCCAGCAACAGCCCAACAUUUUGGUGGCAUUGUGGAGUAUGACGUUCAUAACCUGUACGGUUUUCUGGAAUCAAAGGCUACUCACCAAGCUUUAUUGAAUGUUACUGGGAAGAGACCUUUUGUGCUGAGCAGGUCUACUUUUGUGGGUUCUGGAAAGUAUGCUGCACACUGGACUGGUGACAAUGCGGCCAGCUGGGAUGAUUUGGCAUUCAGCAUUCCAGCAAUUUUGAAUUCUGGACUUUUUGGCAUUCCCAUGGUUGGCGCUGACAUUUGUGGCUUUGCUAGAAGUACCACUGAAGAACUUUGCCAGCGGUGGAUGCAGUUAGGGGCAUUCUAUCCAUUUUCAAGAAACCAUGGGGACAAGUCGAGCAACCGUCAUGAGCCGUACAUCUGGGAAUCAGUGGCUGCAUCAGCCAAGAAAGUGCUGGGGUUGCGCUACCGCCUGCUCCCAUACUUCUACACAUUAAUGUACGAGGCACACCUUCGUGGGGUCCCUAUCGCAAGGCCGCUUUUCUUUUCAUUCCCUAAUGACAUCAACACACACGAAGUCUACUCCCAGUUCCUCAUCGGCGAGGGCGUGCUGAUAUCCCCUGUACUAACCAGUGGUGCUGUCUCAGUUGAAGCAUAUUUCCCAGCCGGAACAUGGUAUGACCUCUUCAACUAUUCCAACUCUGUGAAGUCAGAAUCUGGGGGUAAUGUGACUCUUGAUGCUCCUCUCGAUCACAUUAAUGUUCAUCUCCGGGAAGGACAUAUUCUAGCAUUGCAGGGAGAAGGUUUAACUACACAGGCAGCCAGGAACACUUCAUUUGAGCUUGUGGUGGCACUUGGCAGCACCCGGGACAGUUCUGGUGAAGUUUUCUUGGAUGAUGGAGAAGAGGUCGAAAUGGGCGGUGUGGGAGGCAAAUGGAGCUUAGUGCAUUUCCAAACCAAGACUGUUGGGGAUAAUGUAACUCUUACGUCAGCGGUCACAAACCCGGAUUUUGCUGUCAGCAGUGGUUGGAUUAUAGAGAAAGUUACUGUUCUUGGAUUGAAUAAUAGCACCGGUGUUGUGGAGAUCCCUGGGCUAAAUCUGCCUAUUGGGAAAGACUUCACUUUGGAUCUAUCAUCCCAUUAGUGAGAAGGCAAACAUGAUCAGUACUUAUAUUGUUAGUUUGCCUUAUAGAUACCAUUUUAUUUUUUUGUGUUCUGUACUGCAAUGACAUUCAAUUAAUAAAAAGUGAUCAGAAAUAGAUGCAUACCAAUGUUUUGUGCUCAUAUAUUCAUUUUUAUCUACAAAUUAACGAGAUGCUAGUCUCAGCAUUUUACAGUGA
Molecule: messenger RNA, 2923 nt
Organism: Cuscuta epithymum
Lineage: Eukaryota; Viridiplantae; Streptophyta; Magnoliopsida; Solanales; Convolvulaceae
Source: the annotation of a GenBank genome assembly